This is a messenger RNA of Girardinichthys multiradiatus, 1333 nucleotides long. RefSeq names its product retinitis pigmentosa 1-like 1 protein. The record is from RefSeq and is a predicted model, not a curated record. Gene Ontology annotation, biological process: retina development in camera-type eye; photoreceptor cell development; intracellular signal transduction. The coding region runs from base 230 to 1333 and encodes 367 amino acids. Gene Ontology annotation, cellular component: axoneme. NCBI's taxonomy places the organism in Eukaryota, Metazoa, Chordata, Actinopteri, Cyprinodontiformes, Goodeidae. The transcript is spliced from 6 exons.
GGAACUUCCAUCCGACUUUCUACAGCUUUGGAACUGUAUUUCAUUUUUUCUCAUGUAAUUAUCUGGAGUAUGGCUGUAUGCAAUCGUUGGAUAAGUGGAAGUUAUGAAGAAAAGUUCUGGACCACCUUUCUCUAGUCCACUCAUCUCAAACAUCGGUUUGAGAUGAGAUGAACUUUUUUCUGGUCUUUUGACAUCUCAGACCCAAUCAUCAACAUCACAAAACGCCAAGAUGUCCUGUCACAAGCACAACUUCCAUUGCUUCAGUGCUGUUGGAAGAGAAGGCUAUCACAAAUCCUCUCUCCCCUUUGAGCAUCACACCACCUGGCUACCCAGGAUCCCCCAACAUGGCAUGGCAGCCUAUCAUGAAUUAGAACAGGAAUGUCGUCUUUGCUCCACGUACAGACAUGUACAAACUCUAGAAGAUGCAGAAAACCAACUGUUGCCUUUCUAUCACACCCACCCACCAUAUCAUCAUCAGCCGCACCAGUAUGUUCUCAGGGGGCCAAGUGGACAUGAAGAGACACACUCAGCCAAUGAAUGUCACCUUCAUGACCGAAGAAACAAUAAAAAGAUUGUGCUGGUGAAAAACAGCGACCCUUCAUUUAAGAAGACCAUAAUGUUGCACUUUAGGGGUCUACACAGCUUUGGUCUGUUCUUGGAAGAGGUCUCUGAGCUUAUGCAGUACCACAUCAGGAAACUGUACACUCAGGAGGGCUAUAAGGUUGACAGCAUUCAGAGCCUCCUGCACUGCCCAGGUGUUCUCAUUUGUGUGGGACGGGAGCCUUCUCACCCAUUAAUCAUGGAUAAUUUUGACAAGACAUCCAGCUACACACUUCCAAAGCUGAGUGGGAAGUCACGUGCCACUGAACACACAGAAGGGAAAGAAAGACUCACUGCAAAGACAAGUAUCAUCCUCCCAAAUUUGGAAGAUGACAACAGAGCCACCAAGCACUCGGUGUCAUCUGGCAAAUCUGUACCAGACGGAAGAGACUCUGCAGACAUUGUUAACUCCUGCCCACCUGGUGGUGACAGCAUGAGAGACGAUGACAUAGAGAAACAGGCACCACAUGUACAACAUAAGUCAGAAGAGGAUCUGGAAAAACAGGCUAUGGAUGAUUCAGAGCUGAGGACACAGAGUUCGCUGUCAGCUUUAUCCACUGUGUCAGCUGAAUUAAAGACUCUAGCACAAGAGGCAUCUGAGGAGGACAAUCAGAAUACAGCUGAGGAAAACGAGAAGGACUCUGAACCGAGAUAUGUCACUGAGACAGGAGGAUACAUCUGUGAGAGCAACCAGUGCUUUGUCAUCAAAAUCCAAUAUAUCUACAAAAUCUAG